CGUAAACACUCCCUCUUUGCUGGCAGACUUUCACAAUUAGGAGUCAACAACUACUAGCUGACCUUCAGUUAACAUCCCAGGAUUGAAAGUUUCAGAGCGUCACUAGAGCAGCAUGUCCGUAUCAACAGGCGCGGCCCUUCUGUGGAUUUUACUUCUUACAUUCACUGUCUCCACCGUGUCAGGGGCCCAGAAGUUGACUCUCACUGCUGAAUCUGGAGCCACCAUAAACAUCAGAAAUAAUAAUAAAGUCAAAGGUUGCCAAGUGUGUACAGGAUUACUUAUUAAAAAAUGCAACGCUGAAUCUCUGAAUUAUUUAAAAGGAAGUACUGUGGAAUUGAGAUGCUCCAGACCUCAAGAUGUAUUCAGUAUAGAAAUUGUACGGCGUAUAACUUGCACCACAAAGUCAUGCAGUGGUCACAUCAUCCAGACGGACUUCAGCUCAAUUGAUGCGCUGCGUUUUAACCGCACGUUUACCUGGAAUCUAGUGGCCGCAGCGCCAAAAGCUUUCCAAAUAGAUUUCACUAAGACGGGUCUUAAACAGAUCAAUCCAUCUGAGAAAUGUCCAGACAGACACACCUACACCCUCCAGGCCUUCCAGUCUACGGGCAAUGUGGCUGUGGAGCAGUACUGCAGAAGUGGCACCAUCAGCACUGCUCUGAUUUUGAAAAGCGGCAGCUUUUCUGUGGACGUCCCAGCAGAGCAGAAGCUGCAAAAUGACAAGUUUGAUGUGACUGUGGGGGAAAAAAUCAAGUGGCCCCAGAAGUUGACUCUCACUGCUGAACCUGGAGCCACCAUAAACAUCAGAAAUAGUAAUAAAGUCAAAGAUUGCCAAGUGUGUACAGGAUCACUUAUUAAAAAAUGCAAUGCUGAAUCUCUGAACUCAUUCAGUGGAAGUACUGUGUCAGUGGAACUUGAAUGCUCCAGACCUCAAGAUGUAUUCAGUAUAGAAAUUGUACGGCGUAUAAAUUGCACCACGGAGUCAUGCAGUGGUCACAUCAUCCAGACGGACUCCAACUCGAUUGAUGCGCUGCGUUUUAACCGCACAUUUACCUGGAAUCUAACGGCCGCAGCGCCAAAAGCUUUCCAAAUAAAUUUCACUAAGACGGGUCUUAAACAGAUCAAUCCAUCUGAGAAAUGUCCAGACAGACACACCUACACCCUCCAGGCCUUCCAGUCUACGGGCAAUGUGGCUGUGGGGAAGUACUGCAGAAGUGGCACCAUCAGCACUGCUCUGAUUUUGAAAAGCGGCAGCUUUUCUGUGGACGUCCCAGCAGAGCAGAAGCUGCAAAAUGACAAGUUUGAUGUGACUGUGGGGGAAAAAAUCAAGUCUCUUGCCCGAAUUUCUCUGACUUUACCAAAAGGGACCUCUUCCUCAGAGCUGCUCUCGCCGGACUACCCGGAGAGUUUCCCUGAUGACGACACCAUGGGGUGGUACUUUCGGGUCCCAGAGAAACACAGGGUUGAUGUUCAGUUUCUAAACCUCACACAGCCAGAUUGUGUGAAGAAGGAAGUAGCAGUGGAGUACCACCAGAAAGACAGGGUGACAUCAGUUCUGGGACUAAAUGACACACAGCCGCUCCAGAAGCAGGGAGACUUUUUGCUCACGCUGAGGAACUGCGAGAUGGAGAGAGCACCUGCUGAUUCUCCUGGACUCACCUUCACCCUCAAGCACUUUUAACCAUCCUGGGUGUAGUGGCUACUCUGCUGGUCAUUUCUGUCAUAGUGCUAGUUGUAAUGAUUAGGAAGAAGAAGAAGAAAAAAC
This is a messenger RNA of Oreochromis niloticus (Nile tilapia), 1762 nucleotides long. RefSeq names its product CUB domain-containing protein 1-like. The transcript is spliced from 8 exons. NCBI's taxonomy places the organism in Eukaryota, Metazoa, Chordata, Actinopteri, Cichliformes, Cichlidae. The record is from RefSeq and is a predicted model, not a curated record. The coding region runs from base 113 to 1678 and encodes 521 amino acids.